AUGAAACAGUCUUGGCUCUACUGUAUACUACUUUUUCUUCCGUUGCUCCUUCUCGGACGCUAUCUGUACAACGAGAACCAGAGGAUUCGCCAGUUUCAAGAAAUCAAAACGCACACCCUUCAAGAACACAACAAUCCACCGCAAGAAAGCAAAGAAGUUAAAGACAAGGAGAUCGAUCACGUGCCAUUAGAAGUCUGCGAUGUUUUCACAGGAAAAUGGGUUCUUGAUAACGUCACACAUCCUUUAUACAAAGAAGACGAAUGCGAGUUUCUCUCAGAGUGGGUGUCAUGUACAGGAAACGGAAGACCAGACUCUAAGUACCAGAAAUGGAGAUGGCAACCUCGAGAUUGCUCUUUACCAAGGUUCGACGCAAAGCUGCUACUAGAGAAACUCAGGGGAAAGAAACUAAUCUUCGUUGGUGAUUCAAUACAUUACAACCAGUGGCAAUCCAUGGUUUGUAUGGUCCAAUCCAUCAUUCCCUCUGGCCAAAAGACCUUAAACCACACAGCACAAAUGUCAAUCUUCAACAUCAAGGACUACAAUACAACCAUAGCCUUUUACUGGGCACCUUUAUUAGUGGAAUCAAAUGCAGAUCCUCCAGACAAGAGAGAUGGGAAGACGGAUCCAAUAAUCAUACCUCAAUCAAUCUCCAAGCAUGGAGAAAGCUGGAAAGACGCAGAUUAUCUCCUUUUCAACACUUACAUUUGGUGGACCAGAAGCUCCAAGAUCAAAGUUCUCCAAGAGUCAAAAGAUUCCGAUGAAAUUGGAAUCUACAUUGGAUACGAACAAGUGCUACGAACAUGGGCAAAUUGGCUAGACCAAAACAUUGACCCAAAUCGAACAUCCAUCUUCUUCAGCAGCAUGUCACCAACUCAUAUCAGGAGCUCAGAUUGGGACGUUAAUGGAGGAAGCAGCAAGUGCGAGAAAGAGACAGAGCCUAUACUCGAAAACACGUCACGACGAUUAGAAGUUGGAACAAAUCGGAGGCUUUACGAAAUCGCAGUGAACGUGACGAAAUUGACGAUGAAAGUGCCGAUUCGUUUCCUCGACGUAACGACGAUGUCAGAGUACAGGAAAGAUGGGCACACGUCUUUUUACGGUUCGCGGAGUGGGAAGCUCUUGACGCCGGAGCAGAGAUCGGAUCCGAGAACGUUCGCCGAUUGUUAUCACUGGUGUCUUCCCGGAUUACCAGACACGUGGAAUGAGUUGCUCUCUCUCUACAUUAUCUACAGAGCUUGA
Molecule: messenger RNA, 1239 nt
Organism: Microthlaspi erraticum
Lineage: Eukaryota; Viridiplantae; Streptophyta; Magnoliopsida; Brassicales; Brassicaceae
Source: the annotation of a GenBank genome assembly